This is a messenger RNA of Punica granatum (pomegranate), 1021 nucleotides long. The record is from RefSeq and is a predicted model, not a curated record. NCBI's taxonomy places the organism in Eukaryota, Viridiplantae, Streptophyta, Magnoliopsida, Myrtales, Lythraceae.
CCACCGGUCAUCGUCUUCCACGGAACCAAAAUCCGCCAGCAAGCAAAGCACGUUUGUUCUUCACUCGUUCUCCUCCUCCUUCCUUCCGUCCCGGGGCCGUCCCUUUUCCCCGGGGAAAUCGCCCCGACAAAACCUAAUUCUCCCGUCCUCUGUCUGUAAUCAGCCCAGAAGAUCUUCUCGAUCGCCGGAACCCGAUCUCUCCGCCAUGGAUCUCCUGCUCAUGACCGAUAAUCUGACGUCAGCCGCGGCGCGAGGCCUAGGGUUCGCAAACCUCAUCCUCCUCCGCCGAUCCAUGGCCUCCGUCUCCCUCUCGGAGCCCUCCACCGACCAAUCGCCUCCCGCCUCCUCGCCUCUCCAGAUAUCGACCGCUAUCUUCCCGCCCGUGCAGUCGAACUCCUGCAAGACCCUCCCUCGGAGAAUCCUUCGGAAACGGCGCAGCACGAGGCGGAUUUCCUUCUCCGGAGACGACUCGGACGGCGUGGGAGAUUACGCGCCUUACGGAGAUGACAGCGCCGGCGGAUAUGGUCCGUUCGAUGGAGGGUCUGGAUUCUACGGUGGUGGCAGCGGAGGUUGGAGUUUUGGCGGGUACGGUUCAGAUGACUCGUCUUCCCGGUCACACCCAGGUUCGAGGUUUGCUUUCGAUUUCAUUUACGAGGUCAUAUGUUGGAUUGCGUUGUCGAAUUGUGUGCACUUCGCUUUCAAGAAAGUGGUGAGGAUUGCGGCCGAUGUGGUUGCCGAUGCGGGUAGAGGGAAGGUUCCGAUUAGACUGACAGCAAUGUGUUAGGCAUUCUAACAUUGCCGAUGAAUGUGAUUAAUCGGAUGAAAAAUUUAUUGCUGAUAUCAGCAUCUAAAUGUGGAUAUUGGGCUGGGUGUGCUCAUGUCAUAGUUCGUAUGUAAAUAAUGUAUAUAUUGCAUAUUCAAUGUAACCCGUUGUAUGAUUCCGUGUCGCUGCAGACUUACUCCGUCGAUGAUCUGUAUAUAAUUCAGUCGAUCAAUUGAUCGGUUCAUUGAGCUGAGCUGA